AUGCCUCCAGAUUCUCUAUUAGACGAUGAUGGAUCAUAUGUAUCCUCAGAAGACUCAGACUUCGCUCUGGAUGAUUCGCCGGACCAGACUUCCGAUCACUCUGACGCAGAAGAUUCCGGCGACAAAACAGCUAACAAAAGAAGUCACCCACAAGAUGAAGCCGAUGCAGGAUAUGAUAACUCGGGUGAUGAGGCGAUCAUCAAAAGGGGUGAGAAGCGUCGUAAGAAAACGCAAGCAAAAGGCAUACGCAACCCAGACGAGGGCGAGGGCGGUCUGAUCAAGACUCGUAGACAGCGUGCCGCUGAGAAGGAAGAGCGUCAAUAUGCGACAAACAACGAGCCAGUCACUAUCGAUGUUGAUGCGCUAUGGGCGCAAAUGAUAUCCAAACCACGAACUCCAGGGAACAAGGACGAGCGACCCAACGACGCAGAAACAAGUACCAACUUCAUUGACAAGCCAGACGACUCAGCUGAGAAAAACUCGCAUUCAACAGUAUCCGACCAGUCAUCAACAAUGAUUCGAAUCAAACGUACGUAUAACUUUGCUGGUCGAAUACACAUAGAGGAAAAGCUGGUUCCGCGUGACUCAGCCGAAGCAAAGCUUUAUCUUGCCUCACAAGGUCAGGAGGCACCCAAGAAUAACCCCGAAAAGAACGUUACCAGAAAGGCGUUCCGAUCAGCUUUCGAGCCUCAGGUGGAUCUUCUUCCCCAUCGGGUCGAUCUGAAUCUCGGAAUGGCCGCCCGGAUCAAGGCUGGCAAAGAGGCACAAGCCAAGAAACUCAAUGUUGUCGAGAAGAGUCGUAUGGACUGGGCUGGUUACGUGGACAAGGAAGGCAUCAAGGAUGAGCUUGAGUUGGCUGGCAAGUCCAAAGAUUCAUACAUGGCGAGAGAAGACUUUUUGGCAAAGAGCGAGGCCCUUAGAGAAGAGGAUUCGAGAAGGGCAAGGCUCGCUGGGAAAGCUUGA
Messenger RNA from Fusarium verticillioides 7600, 963 nucleotides. RefSeq names its product SWR1-complex protein 5. The transcript is spliced from 2 exons. Bases 1 to 963 code for a protein of 320 amino acids. The record is from RefSeq and is a predicted model, not a curated record. NCBI's taxonomy places the organism in Eukaryota, Fungi, Ascomycota, Sordariomycetes, Hypocreales, Nectriaceae.